Molecule: messenger RNA, 233 nt
Organism: Clonostachys byssicola
Lineage: Eukaryota; Fungi; Ascomycota; Sordariomycetes; Hypocreales; Bionectriaceae
Source: the annotation of a GenBank genome assembly
CGGCCCCCGAAACAUCCCACAUCAGCAAGAUUGAUAAGCACGAGAUUCUUCAUUCUAAUGGUGUACCACGGCCCGUCCAAAGGAUGCAACUCGUGCCGGGUGCGGCGGAAAAAGGUUUAAGUGCUAAUACUUGUGAUUUCAGUGUGAUGAAGGACGUCCGGUAUGUAACGCUUGAUUCUGGAGGUUCUGUGUCGUCGAAGGCUGAGAUUCCAUCAUGGAACCUUCUGUGGCUC